AUGGCUAGCUUGAGCACGAGCUUGCUCGGAAUAGGAAGAGCCUACUCGAGUAACAAGAAGGACGUGAGGAGUAAAAACGCAGCGUUUUGUAAGAAGCAUCCAAAACACAGGCAAUCACCUGGUGUUUGUUCUCUCUGUCUCAACGAGAAGCUGUCUCUUUUCAUGAAAUCAACUUAUUCUUCUUGUUCUGCUUCACGUCGACGAAAAGCUCGUCAAAUCUUAUGUUCUUCCUCAACUACUUCAUCUCUCUCCUCUUACUGUUCGUCCUCUGCCUCUUCUUGCCCGUCUCCUCUUGUUGAUCGGCGAUGCUACUUGUUAAUGGCUGGAGGCAGCGGCAGAGAAAAAGGAAUUUCGUGGAUGACUAAAAGCCGAUCUGUGGCUCAUAAAGUGGAUGAUGAGCAAAGAAAGAAGACGAGCAAAGGUCGUUUCUUUUUUGGUUUGGUUGGUACAAGAAGAGAUAAUAAGAGAGUGUUGUAG
Messenger RNA from Microthlaspi erraticum, 477 nucleotides. The record is from the annotation of a GenBank genome assembly. Lineage: Eukaryota; Viridiplantae; Streptophyta; Magnoliopsida; Brassicales; Brassicaceae.